AUGGACCCGGUCUCGGCUACUGGCAUCGGGUUGAGUGUUGUUUCGCUCGCUUUGCAGGUCUUCUCGGGCUGGUAUCAGAUCUUCACGGAGGUUGCUGAUCUGCCCGCAAAUUACCAGCAUCUACGGACCAGACUGAGAAUCGAGCAGAGCCGACAUCUUAAUUGGGGAGAACAGAUUGGCCUCCUGGAAGAUUCACUUCAGUUGCCUAGCCAGGUGCUCCGCCUGCACCGCAACUUGGUGCUUGAUGUCCUCCUCGAAGUGAGCCAGGCUUUUGCAUCUGCCUUGCGCAUUGCCGGCAAGUACGAGGAUCUCGGUGUCCCUGAUCUGCAGAUUUCGAAAGGUUCCUCGCCGAAGCAGACCAGGUUUCUCGAGCGAGCCAAGAGUCUCUGGCGAGCUAGUGGCCAGGCGGCGUCGCAACUCCAAUGGGCCAUGAUCAAGCAUGAGGACUUUGAGGCGUUGAUCGUGCGCCUGGUCGGCUACAAUGAUGCCAUGGAGUCGAUCCUCGACAGAUCCGCCCUCGAAGACCUGCGCAUCAUGCAAGAAAGGUCGAAUUUAUUGCUGCUACAGCUGACCGAGGAGAUAUCACAUCUUCAUACUCUGACCGAAGCACUUGACAUCAAACCACCUCCCGCAACAGCUGUAACGAACGUCACCUUCCAAAGCUUGACCUUUGGGGGACCUGCCAGUUCAGCUGUACAGGUCAGCUCUUUGGCCGCAUUCAAAAUCCAGAACAUCAGUGCUCCUGCGAACUUCAAUGGGAGUGAUCUUUACAUCCAACACGGCCUCUCUGAUAUUGCUGACCCCGACCACGACAAAGAUCGGACAAUGACGGUGCUGGACGGCAAGCAAGUCUUCGUUGAGUGGCGUACGCUUGUGAAUGCGAAUAUUUCUAUCGAUGACAAGCACAUUCUCGAGACUCGACUGGCCAAGUUGGCGCUUUUGCUCAGCAGAGAAGACAAGCCCGUGGAGUUCCGCUCACCACGCUCCGCGGGCUACUGUAAGAGAGAGAUUGAGGACGGCAUUCAAUACGGCCUAGUCUACGAAGUACCUUCGCUCGGCAACGCCUGGGUCGGCAUAGACACGCUGAGAGACGCCUUCGCAUAUAGUCUACGGCCCACGCUCACAACACGCAUCCGUCUCGCCAACAGCAUGGUCGAGUCCCUCCUGUAUCUCCACGCGGUCAACUGGCUACACAAGGGUUUCCGAAGCGACAACAUCAUAUUCGCGUCCCCAGUAGCCGGAAGCAUCGGCAGCCACGAGGUCCUGGCAAGCCCUCUGAUUUCUGGCUUUGACUUCUCUCGCCCAGACACGUCAGAUGAGAUUACCGUCAAGAGCACAUCGCAGGCGCGUCACGACUACUACAAGCACCCGCAACUGCUGCACCACUCGACUGCUAGGUCUCAAAAGUCCCACGACAUCUACGCCCUGGGCAUCGUUCUCAUUGAGCUCGCGCUCUGGUCCCCGAUCGAGACCAUUAUGGCCACAAUCUUGGGGAAGCCAUUGACGACAUCACGAAUUCCUCAUAUUCGGGAGCGCCUCCUGAUCGCACCGUACGGCGACUUCGCCGACGCGCUCGCAGCGGUCGCAGCACAAGCGGGCGAAGUGUAUGCCAGCGUCGCCAGACGGUGUAUCGAAGGCGGUCCAUCUCUCGGCAUCGACACCAACGCAAACCAGGCAGACCCGGUCGUCGCUGCCACCCUUCAACGUGUCUUCUAUGACGACGUAUACUUGCAGUUGAAGUCGAUACGCGUCUAG
Molecule: messenger RNA, 1755 nt
Organism: Cyphellophora europaea CBS 101466
Lineage: Eukaryota; Fungi; Ascomycota; Eurotiomycetes; Chaetothyriales; Cyphellophoraceae
Exons: 2
Coding region: 1-1755 (584 amino acids)
Biological process (GO): protein phosphorylation
Molecular function (GO): protein kinase activity; ATP binding
Source: RefSeq, a predicted model, not a curated record